Messenger RNA from Plasmodium cynomolgi strain B, 1293 nucleotides. Its product is annotated as DNA primase large subunit. Bases 1 to 1293 code for a protein of 430 amino acids. Gene Ontology annotation, biological process: DNA replication, synthesis of primer. The record is from RefSeq and is a predicted model, not a curated record. Gene Ontology annotation, cellular component: alpha DNA polymerase:primase complex. The transcript has 3 exons. Lineage: Eukaryota; Apicomplexa; Aconoidasida; Haemosporida; Plasmodiidae.
AUGGAUAAAGAUACCCCAGUGAGUAAUUACAACGAUAAUAAAAAUAAACAAAUAAGACAAAAAAUAUUCGAAUAUAAAUUUGGAAUUCAAUCGAUGAAAAAUUAUAGCAAGGAAGAAAUGGAAAAUAUAAUCAUGACAGAUUUAUUGAACAAAGAAAAACAACAGUGGUUUUUAAAGCAAGAAUUAAAAUUAUUUAUAUUUCGAUUAAAUGAGUUAAAAAAUAUUAACGUAUUGAAUUCACAGAAUUUUGGAGAAAGUGAACGAGGAUUAAUUCAUUUAUUAAAGAGGGAAAAUUUACAUUAUGAAUUUUUGUCCAAACCAGUGAUAUCAUCCUUUGGGGCCAAAGAUGAAACAUGGGAAAAAUAUACGUCCUUUAUCCCUAAUAGAGAUACCAUCGAAAAGGUAUUUAAAAUUCCCUUUUUCCCAGAUGCUUACUUUUUAGUGAAAGAUCACAAAGUGUGUGUAGAUAAAGCCAUCGCAUACGUUCCUGAUAUAUACCUAGAUGCUAUUUUAGUUACUCAAUUCAAAAUAACCAUUAAGGAAUCCUUUAAAUAUCUAGAACAAAAUGAAAAACUGCUACUUAAUGUACAGAAUGACAGUAGAAUAUCUCCCUUCCUGGCAGCUCUACCCAAAGCGUAUGUGGCAAAGGAUUACAGACAAAAUUAUGAACACACACAGGAAACUAGGCUAAUGCCACAAAAUCUCUACACUGUUUAUAAGCAGUCCUUUCCCCCUUGUAUGCGUAGAAUCUUUGUUAAUUUUUUAAAAGAAAAACAUUUGAAGCAUUGGGGAAGGCAACAGCUGUGGCUAUUCUUAAAAGGGGCAGGGAUGACACUGGAGGAAAAUAUCCAAUCUAAUAGAUCCAUAUGGUUACAACCAGACAAAUUUGAUAAGGAGCAUAGAUAUACUAUACGCUAUAUGUAUGGGAAGGAGGGGAAAAAAACAGAUUUUAGCCCAUACAAUUGCUCCAAAAUUAUAAAUAAUUUUCCUGUUCCUUCAAGUGGAGACACUCAUGGGUGUCCUUUUAAGAACUUUGAUGAGGCUCACUUGAGGAGCUUGCUCUUUUUCUUUGGGUUGACUGAUGAUCAGAUAAAAAAUAUCAUGCCUUUGAAAAGGAGCAAUGAAUACCAGAUGGCAUGCGUGAAGUUUUUCAUGGAAAUGCACCCCGGCUCGUCUGCCGACGGGGUGGGCAACCACCCCAACUCGUACUACAUCGAGAGUAGGAAGUACUACAAAUCGAAGGCAACCAACGGGACAAGCGAAACGGGUGCGGAAAAGGCGACCGGCAGUUGA